Oryctolagus cuniculus (rabbit) is the source of this 2074-nucleotide messenger RNA. RefSeq names its product keratin, type II cytoskeletal 72. The record is from RefSeq and is a predicted model, not a curated record. Lineage: Eukaryota; Metazoa; Chordata; Mammalia; Lagomorpha; Leporidae. Gene Ontology annotation, biological process: keratinization; intermediate filament organization. Gene Ontology annotation, molecular function: structural constituent of skin epidermis. Gene Ontology annotation, cellular component: keratin filament.
ACUCCAGCCCCUUGGUGCGCCCGGAUAUUUAAGGGGCGCGCCAGCCCCGCAGCGCAGCGGCUGGAGUGCCCCCUUCCUGCACGCGCGCACAGCACUCACCGACCUCAAGGUCCGCACCGCCCGCACGACCGGCACGCACCGCCCCGCGCAGUCCGUCCACGCCAGCCAUGAGCCGCCAGCUGUCCCUGUAUUCCGGCGGGGAGCGCCCGGGCUUCAGCGGCUCCUCAGCCGUCGUCUCGGGCCGGCUCAGUAGCAGCUCCACCUCGUUCCGGGCCGGGGUCAAGGGCGCGGCGGCCUUUGGCAGCAGGAGCCUGUUUUGCGUCGGGGGCGGCCGGCGCCUGGCGCUCAGCGCAGCGGCGGCUGGGGCCGGGCGGAGCGGCGGCCGCCUGGGCGGCUUCGUGGGCACGGUCUUCGGCAGCGCUGGGCUGGGACCUGCGUGUCCAUCCGUGUGCCCGCCCGGGGGCAUCCCUCAAGUCAUCGUCAACAAGAGCCUGCUGGCGCCCCUCAACCUGGAGCUGGACCCUGAGAUCCAGCGGGUGCGCGCCCAGGAGCGGGAGCAGAUCAAGGCGCUGAACAACAAGUUCGCCUCCUUCAUCGACAAGGUGCGCUUCCUGGAGCAGCAGAACCAGGUGCUGGAGACCAAGUGGAACCUGCUGCAGCAGCUGGACCUUAACAUCUCCCGGAGGAACCUGGAGCCCAUCUACGAGGGCCGCAUCAGCACCAUGCAGAAGCAGCUGGAGAUGCUGUCGGGCGACCGGGUGAGGCUGGACUCGGAGCUUCGCAACAUGCGCGACGUAGUGGAGGACUACAAAAAGCGGUACGAGGUGGAGAUUAACAAGCGCACGGCCGCAGAGAACGAGUUUGUGGUGCUCAAGAAGGACGUGGACGCCGCCUACAUGAACAAGGUGGAGCUCCAGGCCAAGGUGGACGCCAUGACGGACGAACUCAAGUACUUGAAGCGUCUCUAUGAAGGGGAGAUCGCUCAGAUGCAGUCCCACAUCAGCGACACGUCCGUGGUGCUGUCCAUGGACAACAACCGGGACCUGGACCUGGACAGCAUCAUCGAUGACAUUCGUGUCCAGUACGAGGACAUCGCCCAGAGGAGCAAAGCUGAGGCCGAGGCAUUGUACCAGACCAAGAUCCAGGAGCUGCAGGCCACAGCGGGCCAGCACGGCGAUGACCUGAAGCUCACCAAGGCCGAGAUCUCGGAGCUCAGCCGGCUGAUUCAGAGGAUCCGCUCGGAGAUAGGGAACGUGAAGAAGCAGUGCGGCAACCUGGAGACAUCCAUGGCGGAUGCCGAGCAGCGAGGCGACUGCGCCCUCAAGGACGCCCGGGCCAAGCUGGACGAGCUGGAGGGAGCCCUGCAGCAGGCCAAGGAGGAGCUGGCCCGGAUGCUGCGUGAGCACCAGGAGCUGAUGAGCGUGAAGCUGGCGCUGGACAUGGAGAUCGCCACCUACCGCAAGCUGCUGGAGGGCGAGGAGAGCAGGAUGUCCGGUGAAUAUCCCAAUUCCGUGAGCAUCUCCGUCGUCAGCAGCACCAGCGCGGGAGCAGGUGCAGGCUUUGGUGUGGGCUUCGGCACCUCCAGCACAUACAGCUACAAGCCUGUGGCAACCGACAUUAAGACCAAGGGGAGCUGUGGCAGUGAGCUCAAGGACUCCCUCGCCAAAACCUCUGGUGGCCCCGGUGUGACCAAAAAGGCCCCCAGAUGAUGGACAGGCGGACCCUUGGCUCGGAGCAUGCGGGAGGCUACAGGGCCCGUCCACCUCUUCCCUGUCUCCCUCCCACCCCUCCCCAAGGCAGGAGGUGCUUUCUCUAGUGUCCCUACCCCGACUCCGUCUCCUCCCUCUGUCCUGCUCACAGGCGGGUGUGCUGAUGGGGGCAGCCCAGGCGCCGGCCUCCUCGGUGGCCUCCCCCUUUGUCACUGUUCAUGGGUGCCUCCCACGCACAAAGACCCAGGGUGCUUCUGAGCUGUAGGCCUGUCUCCUCGGACCUUCACUGCCAAGGAGAUCUCCCCAUCCUAUGGUUGGUGUUGGGUCCAGUUCUCUGCUUCUCCAGCAAUAAACCAUCCAAGCCA